CUCAACAACCACCUCGACACCACCUCUACACCUUUGCUCACCACCCCUUUUAAUACCCAAACACAUUCAACAUGGCUUCCGCUGCCGUCUCCAGCGCCCUCGAGGACAUUGUCGCGUCCUCUUACGUCGGCUUUGACUCGAUCACUCGCCAGAUCGAGCACAAGCUCCUCAAGCGUGGCUUCCAGUUCAAUGUGAUGGUUGUCGGCCAGACUGGUCUCGGCAAGUCGACCCUCGUCAACACUCUCUUCGCGUCGCACCUCGUCGACUCGAAGGGCCGUACCGAGCAGGACAUUGCCCCCCGCGCGACCACCGAGAUCCACGCAAAGUCGCAGGUCAUCAUUGAGAACGGCGUGCGUCUCAAGCUCAACAUUAUCGACACCCCCGGCUACGGCGACCUCAUCAACAACGAGGGCUGCUGGGACCCUAUUGUGAAAUACAUCAAGGACCAGCACUCGGCCUACCUCCGCAAGGAGCUCACCGCCAUGCGCGAGCGCUUCAUCCCCGACACCCGUGUCCACUGCUGCGUCUUCUUCAUCAACCCCACCGGCCACACCCUCAAGCCCAUUGACAUCACUGUGCUCAAGAAGCUGUCCGAGAUUGUCAACGUCGUUCCCGUCAUUGCCAAGUCGGACUCGCUCACGCUCGAGGAGCGCGAGGGCUUCAAGCAGCGCGUCAUGGCCGAGCUCCAGUACCACCAGAUCCGCCUGUACCCCUUCGACGGCGACGAGCUCGACGCCGAGGAGCUCGAGCUCAACGAGCGCGUGCGUAACAUGCUCCCCUUCGCCGUCAUCGGCUCGGAGAGCAGCGUUAUCGUCGACGGCAAGCCCGUCCGCGGCCGCAAGAACCGCUGGGGUAUUGUCAACGUCGAGGACGAGAACCACUGCGAGUUUGUCUACCUCCGCAACUUCCUCACCCGCACCCACCUCCAGGACCUGAUCGAGACGACGAGCCAGAUCCACUACGAGACGUUCCGCUCAAAGCAGCUCCUCGCACUCAAGGAGUCGUCUGCCAAGGCGCAGCAGCCUGCGGCUUAAUUCUGGCUGUCUUGAUCUAAAACUAUUGCUUCUUCGUACGAUUCCCUAGUCCCUUAUUCUUGUGAACACCCGUAGUGGGAUACCUGGUGUGAUGCACUUAUGACAU
Messenger RNA from Vanrija pseudolonga, 1140 nucleotides. RefSeq names its product Septin spn2 (gene spn2). Lineage: Eukaryota; Fungi; Basidiomycota; Tremellomycetes; Trichosporonales; Trichosporonaceae. Gene Ontology annotation, biological process: cytoskeleton-dependent cytokinesis; intracellular protein localization. The transcript is spliced from 5 exons. The record is from RefSeq and is a predicted model, not a curated record. Gene Ontology annotation, cellular component: microtubule cytoskeleton; septin ring; cell division site. Bases 72 to 1034 code for a protein of 320 amino acids. Gene Ontology annotation, molecular function: GTP binding; GTPase activity; molecular adaptor activity.